AUGAACUCAUCUUCGCGUAUUCGUACAAACGAUCAGAAUGUGGCGUUUUUGGAGGCCAAGGUUGACCGGUUGACCAAUCAAUUGAGCAAACUUGAAAAUGACCGUAUAUUAUCCUUGCAACGUGAAGUGGCAAUGCUGAGACAGUUGCUUGAUUUCCAAAAUGCAAAAUUGGAUAAAGUCACAUUGUUGUUGACAGAUUUGGUGACACAAUUGAUGCAUAGGAAGGGGAAAUCUGGUGAUGAUGAAGUUGAAAUGGAAUUGAGAGCACAAGGUGCUCCUCCUGAGGUAACAGAGGAUGACGAUGAGUCAAUGUUACAUUCAAUCAGAGCUUUUCAAGAUAGUGUCAAUGUGAGUGAUUUACAGCGUCACAAUUUGCCACUGCAAAUCAACCAAAACAUGAAUCAUUUACAGACACAGCAACCACGUCUGAUUGUUCAACAAAGUAUACUUGACCACAAUAGAGUUUCGAUGCAGCGUAUGCAACAACAAUUGACCCACCACCAGAAUCAAACCACCGUACCGGAUCCUUUAGACAGAGAUUUGGAGAAUAAUAUGGACCCCGAGUUGCAUCAUAUAUCAGGCGUGGUUCCCAAUGAGCGACAAGAUCCGUCAUCUAGUCAAAUCCAACAGCAGCAAACACGAGGCUCAAGAGAAACCCGAAACGACACAUCUGCGAAACAAAAGCCUAGAGGAAGAAAGAGAAAAAGAGGUGGUGCAAAUGAGGAGGUAAAUCAGUUACUUUCUGAGGACCAAGAUGCUUCUACAAACAAUCAGGGCCAAAAUGUAAAACCUGAAACAAAAGUUCACAUUGAGUUUAUUCACAAUCCAACCUCCAUUCGUGAUAUUUACGAUGAGUUUUUUAAAGGCUAUAAGGGUCAAGGGCCACUUUGUGAAAUGGAUGCCAAGUACGGAAAGCUUAAUUGGAGGGGAGACUCGCGAUCUAAAGAGAGUAAGAGAUACCAAAGAAGGAAACGCAUUUGUGAUGCUAUAAAAAGGGGCAGCUACAAGUAUAACAAACUGGAUGAUGAAAUGAUAGAAUACUUAGAAAGCUUUCGAAAGGAAAAAUCCUUGACUUGGGUUAUGAAUGGCAAUAUUCCGGAAGACCUCAAAGAGUGA
This is a messenger RNA of Lodderomyces parapsilosis, 1116 nucleotides long. RefSeq lists its product as uncharacterized. The transcript has a single exon. Lineage: Eukaryota; Fungi; Ascomycota; Pichiomycetes; Serinales; Debaryomycetaceae. The coding region runs from base 1 to 1116 and encodes 371 amino acids. The record is from RefSeq and is a predicted model, not a curated record. Gene Ontology annotation, molecular function: RNA polymerase II cis-regulatory region sequence-specific DNA binding; DNA-binding transcription factor activity, RNA polymerase II-specific. Gene Ontology annotation, biological process: positive regulation of ribosomal protein gene transcription by RNA polymerase II.